This is a messenger RNA of Kluyveromyces lactis, 591 nucleotides long. Its product is annotated as GLTP domain-containing protein. Gene Ontology annotation, molecular function: ceramide 1-phosphate binding; ceramide 1-phosphate transfer activity. The transcript has a single exon. Gene Ontology annotation, cellular component: cytosol; cytoplasm; membrane. Gene Ontology annotation, biological process: ceramide transport; intermembrane lipid transfer. The record is from RefSeq and is a predicted model, not a curated record. Lineage: Eukaryota; Fungi; Ascomycota; Saccharomycetes; Saccharomycetales; Saccharomycetaceae. The coding region runs from base 1 to 591 and encodes 196 amino acids.
AUGUCAACCUUUUUCGAUGAAAUGAAGAUGUCUUUCGAGACAGUUCCUGUGGAUCGGGAUAACAAGAUUUCAACGUCCGAGUUUUUGGAAGCAUCAGAAUCCCUUGUCAAAUUGUUCGAUCUUUUGGGAAAUGCUGCUUUUGUCGUUGUUCAAAACGAUUUAAACGGGAACAUUGCCAAGCUUCGCAAAAGACUGUUGGCCACUCCCGACAAAUCUGCUACGUUACAAGAUCUAGUUACUAAUGAAAGAGCAGAGGGUAAGAAAACAGCCAGUGAAGGUUUAUUAUGGUUAACCAGAGGCUUGCAGUUCACGGCCCAGGCCAUGAAAGAAACGAUUGAGAACCCCACUACGGAAAUGACUGAUACCUUUAUUGCUGCUUAUAAAAAAACUUUAAGUCAAUAUCACGGUAUGCUAGUGAAACCUAUAUUCAAAUUGGCCAUGAAGGCAUGUCCAUACAGAAAAGAUUUCUUUGCCAAGCUUGGUGCUGAUCAAGAGAAAGUCAAUACUCAGCUUAAGGCCUGGUUGGCUGCUUUGGAAAAUAUUGUUUCUAUUUUGUUAGAAUUCUUAGCCAAAACAUGCAAGGAUUUGUGA